Messenger RNA from Mesorhabditis belari, 747 nucleotides. Lineage: Eukaryota; Metazoa; Nematoda; Chromadorea; Rhabditida; Rhabditidae. The record is from the annotation of a GenBank genome assembly.
AUGUUACGAAGAUCAUCCCAUUUCCUUCUCUUCAUUUCCUUUAUCCCAUUCAUCUCAUGUGGAGGUUUUUGUCCAUCAUGUGCCCUCCGAGCGCUCGGACUCACUGAUAGCGCUUUCACGAAUAAUGGAAACAAUGAUGGCAAUAGGUUCUAUUCCCGAAACGUGGAUCCAAGCGAAAUGUUUGGCGGUGAUCCGCAAUCGUUUGGGACAAAUCUCGGGAAACAAAUCGCCAUGAGAAUCAUGCAGGCUUAUGAUGGAACAAACGGUCAAAUGGGCGGUCAACCGAUUGUCGUCAAUUCGAUGUCGUCGUUCCCCGAAACGAGACAAGAAAUCAUGAAUUUGGGCACGGCCAGCACGGGGAACACGAGUGAGCCGGCAAAACAAGUGAAAAUUGAAGAAGAAAAAGAGACAAAAGAAAGAGAGAUUAAAGAAGAGAAAACACCGCAGAACACAGGCAAAUCAAGCAGCUCUGGAACUUUUGAUCCAAACGAGUUCGCGAAAAAGUUCCGCGAACAAUUUCUGACUGUCGGAAACAAUAACAAUCAAGGAAUCUAUGGAUCAUUCCCAGGAAAUAACAAUGGAUACAAUGCUAACACAAUGCCACCAGUAUUCGGCUCGUUCGGCAACACAAACAACGGAAAUGUUCAAGUCGUUCAAAUGCCCGCUCAACCAAAUAAAGGGAAAUGCCCAUACUGUUUUGGAAAUAAUGGAAAUUAUAAAAAGAUGAAGAAGAUGAAGAGGCAAGCA